Molecule: messenger RNA, 1082 nt
Organism: Botrytis byssoidea
Lineage: Eukaryota; Fungi; Ascomycota; Leotiomycetes; Helotiales; Sclerotiniaceae
Exons: 3
Coding region: 156-857 (233 amino acids)
Biological process (GO): electron transport coupled proton transport; mitochondrial respiratory chain complex I assembly; aerobic respiration
Molecular function (GO): 4 iron, 4 sulfur cluster binding; quinone binding; NADH dehydrogenase (ubiquinone) activity
Source: RefSeq, a predicted model, not a curated record
CGACUUGCUGGUAACCUUAGAACGCUACGGGAUUCCCGACAUCGACCUCUCCCCUCUAUUUUUCCUUUCCUUGUGUUAUUCUCAAUUGAAGUAAUUGAAAGGAGGGAGAUUUAAUAAGAUUGAAUAAGACGAACGAGACAGGCAAGACGAGCAAAAUGUUCAAGACUACACGAUCUGCGGGGGCAAUGGUUUUGAGAGCCAAGCCCACCUCAUCCCUCCUCCCUUAUCGAUCCCUAGCAGCAAUCUCCAACAGCGCAAACAAGCCAGCUCAAGCACAAGUUCAGGCAAUGGAAACUAGACAUCCAGCGGAUAGAGGAAAUCUCAAACUGAGUGUUACUGGAAAGGAGAGGAGAGAAGUGCUUCUUCCCAGUCAAGAGGGAAAGAAGGGUGUUAUGCAAUAUGCUUUAACUACACUUGAUCAAAUUGCCAAUUGGGCACGACAAGGAUCUCUCUGGCCCAUGACCUUCGGACUUGCCUGCUGCGCCGUCGAAAUGAUGCAUCUCUCAACCCCACGUUACGAUCAAGAUCGUCUCGGUAUCAUUUUCCGUGCUUCUCCUCGUCAAUCCGAUGUUAUGAUUGUGGCUGGUACAUUGACCAACAAGAUGGCUCCUGCUCUUCGUCAAGUUUAUGAUCAAAUGCCAGAUCCAAGAUGGGUGAUUAGUAUGGGAAGUUGUGCGAAUGGUGGAGGGUAUUAUCAUUAUAGCUAUAGUGUUACAAGAGGUUGUGAUCGUAUUGUUCCGGUCGAUAUUUAUGUGCCAGGUUGUCCGCCAACUAGUGAGGCACUUAUGUACGGAAUCUUCCAAUUGCAGAAGAAGAUGAGACAUACGAAGAUUACUAGGAUGUGGUACAGAAAGUAGAUGGUAGACAUGGUGUGGUUGGAGGGGUGGAAGGGUUGGAGAAUCUCAUGGCUGCUUGAUAUAGAAUGCAGAUGAAUGGAUUGAUGGAUGGAUAUGCGGAUGAUAACGGGGUGGGGUGGGUUCUAGAGUCUGUACAAAAUGUACAUAGUCCACUGGGAGUUUUCGUCAUUUUUUAUUUGAGAAAGGGAAAAUACAAUGGAAUUGAAAAUCUGUUGAUGGUUGGUG